CUGACGAUCGGAGCGCACGUGCAGAUACAAUAUAAAGCGAUAUAGCGGGAGAAUCGGGCAAGUCGAGAAUCGAACGGAGUCGGGGACGGUACUGAAAUCGAAGCACAUUAUGUACAGUGCAUAGCGCACACAAUUGAAAUUAAUUUACGCGUCGCUGCCCAUCUGCAUAAGUUCAAUGGAAACAGAAGCUAAAACAACAGCCCAGCCACAGUCAGAGCCAGAGCCAGCCACUAGUAGCCGUAGAGUGGAAAAUUGUGAAGAAAGUGCAACCGAAUCGAAUUAAAAAUCGAAUCAAGAAGAGACAGCCAAAGAGUGCAAGCUAAAAAACAAAACAAAAACAAAGAAACGCGUGUUCGUGUCCCAUAUGUUAAAGGUCAAUAAUUAAAAGGACCUUUUUUUAAUGCAAUAAUUUAUGUGACUGUUUGUUUUCAUUCACGAAUUGUCGAAAACUUUGUCUCAAUUAAUGUUUGUCUAAAGAAGAGCUGCAAUUAAGUUUGGAAAUAAAAAGAGAUAUAAAAGAAAUUGUGCCGAAAACUUUCAAAGAACUAAAAAGGUUAAAAAAAGCUGUGUAACACCAUUGUUGGAGUUUAAUAAUAGCCCACAAAAUGACCCUCUUGCCAGAUAUUAAGGCUUCAGAUGCCGCCUGCUGUGGCGGUGGGGCAAGCAGUGAUGCCAGCAGCAGUUCCGGUAGCAGCCACAAAAACCACGAUGGCCACGAAAGCGGUUGUCUGGGCAUCAAUUGCUGUGCCACCGCUGCCAGCUCGGAGAUGUCCAUCGACGAUACCUCAUCGACCUCCUCCCGGGGCUCAGCUGCACUGGCAACGAAAGUAACCAACAAUCUGAAUGGCUUCCAGGGGCCAAACUAUCAUCAGGCAGUGGCCCAUGCCAAUUUUGAUCACUGCGAGCCGGUGGACAUUGAGUUUUCCAAUGUGCGCUAUACUGUGAAAAAGUUUUCCUUCCCAGAAAGAAAAUUCAUCAGCAAGGAAAUCCUUCAUGGCCUCAAUGGUAGCUUCCGAUCUGGCGAGCUGACAGCCAUUAUGGGUCCCUCGGGUGCAGGCAAGAGUACUCUUUUGAAUGUCAUGUCUGGGUUCUGUGCGACUGGAGUGUCUGGAGAUAUAAAGGUUAAUGGCAAGGAGAUGUCUCCCAGUUCAGAGAGAUUCCGUCAGCUCCUUUGCUACAUCCACCAGGAUGACUUGCUGCGACCUCAGUUAAUGGUGGGCGAAAUAAUGUUGAUGGCCGCUCAUCUGAAGUUGGGUUUCAAGGUGACCAAGGCGUACAAAAUUGAUCUGAUCAAACACAUAUUAUCGCUGUUGGGUCUGGAUCAUCGCUAUAAUGUCUACACAGCCAAGCUAUCCGGUGGUCAGAAGAAGCGUCUGGCGAUUGCCCUGGAGCUGAUAAGUAAUCCUCCUGUACUAUAUCUGGACGAGCCGACAACGGGUCUGGAUAGCUCUUCGUGCAGUUCCUGUGUGGCUCUGUUGAAAAAACUGGCCUCCCAGGGUCACACCAUUGUCUGUACAAUCCAUCAGCCCAGUGCCCUGAUUUUUGAGAUGUUCGAUAAGCUAUAUACCGUGGUGGACGGCUACUGCAUGUACCAGGGUCCUGUGCGGGAAUUGGUACCAUUUUUGGCCGAUCAGCAACUGGUUUGCCCCAGCUAUCACAAUCCAGCCGAUUAUCUCUUGGAAGUGGCCGUGGGGGAGCAUCAACGUGAUCUGAAUGAACUGAUCAGUGCGGCGAAUAAAAAGUAUUACGAGGAUGUCGAUAGGUAUCGCUACAUGAGCAGUGCGGAUAUGUCACGCCUCGUGGCAACAAUUAAAGACAAUAUUGCCGGCAAAACACUUAGCAAAUCGGAUCAAGAUCUACCAACAGUUGCGCUGGCGCAAUUUUCCAGCUUCGAUUAUGUGAAACCGGCGGCCCAGGAACUGGCGCUGGAGGAGAUCAAGGCGCUCAGUGGCACCACAGACAUCUCUGGUCAAGAUCGCUUCCAAGACAAGAAACAUCAACAGCCACUUGCCAAUGUCAAUGAGCUUGCCAGGCAGCCAAAUGCAAUUCAAUCAGCCUCGUUCAUCAUGCAAUAUUUGCUCUUGAUGAAGCGAAUUUUGGUCUGCGCCAAACGCAACUAUUUUCUACUGUUGGCCCGCAUCGUUUCGCACAUUUUCAUCGGCGUCAUCUUCGGCUACCUGUACAUGAACGUGGGCAAUAGUGCCACCAGUGUACUGGGCAAUUACGUCUAUUUGUACGGAUCCACUCUGCUCUUGGUCUACACCGGAAAAAUGGCUGUGGUCAUGACAUUUCCGCUGGAAAUCGACAUGCUAACCCGGGAGCACUUUAAUCGCUGGUACAAGCUGGGUCCCUACUUCCUCUCAUUGAUCUCCUUCGAGAUUCCAUUCCAGAGCUUCUGCACUGCCCUGUACAUUGUGAUCAGUGUACAUCUUACGGGCAACGAUCAUGUGGACUCGUUCCGGAUCUACUACUUCAUGUUGUUGGGAAUACUGGCCUCGCUGAGUGCCCAGGCCUGGGGCUUUUUCGUGGGAGCCACGCUGCCAACAAAGCUUGCCGUCUUUCUGGGACCCAUUCUGGCGGUGAUGUUCUCUGUUUUCGGAUUCUGCACACGCUACAUCGACAUAACCCCCAUUUUCCGUUGGAUGUGGCACUUGAGCUACUUCCGGGCCGGAUUCCAUGGAGCUCUAAAUGCAAUCUACGGCAUGGAUCGACCCCUGCUGGAGUGUCCGGACACUGUAAUGUAUUGCCACUUCCGUAGCCCGAAGGUCUUCCUCAAGUACAUGAUGAUCUCGGACGUGCACAUGUCCGACUGCCUGCUCCUCAUGGGCAUCGUGAUCGGUGUGAUGCAUGUGCUCACCGUGUUUACCCUUUGGCGGAAGUUGAACAAACGAUAGAGUGUUGGUCACUAUAUAUAGCCCUAUUUAUAGCCCAGUUUUUACUCCUAUUGUACAUAGUCUUGGGUGUCUUUAAGUUACAAAUUGAAUUUAUAUAUUUAAUUUUUGCGUUUUACAAUUGAUCAACAAUCCAUUCCACAUGAUUACGAUGAUGAACGAAAAAUACCUAGCUUAAUUAUUUAUUAAAAUAUUCAAAGAACUAUUGUAUGCAAGAAGGCUUUAGGGUAGCUUACUCCAGUUUAAGUGCUGAUAUACCAAAAAACAACAAAAAAAUCUUUGGAAAAAAUUAUAAUUUCAGACCCCAUCACCCCCAUAGUAUCCAUCUUGCCUAAAAUUGUCAUGCCCUGAGUUUGGUUUCCUCGAGAAAUCCAAGCUAUGCCAAAUCUUGAAUAUCAAUCUUUGUCUUCAGAGUACCCCAUCAGAGCAAAGAUACAUUUGUGAUCCAUAUUUUGUUUUCUAUUUAGUGUCUAGGCUUAGUUCUAUGAUUAAGUUUGAUUUAUGUGUAAACGGAAGAUGAUAAUGUAUGUAUAACUUGUAUAGUGAACGCUUUAGAUGUUUUUAACCUUUUUGAUUUUGUAAUAAAAUUUUGGUAAAUUUGA
Drosophila bipectinata is the source of this 3493-nucleotide messenger RNA. RefSeq names its product ATP-binding cassette sub-family G member 1. NCBI's taxonomy places the organism in Eukaryota, Metazoa, Arthropoda, Insecta, Diptera, Drosophilidae. Gene Ontology annotation, cellular component: membrane. Gene Ontology annotation, molecular function: ABC-type transporter activity; ATP hydrolysis activity; ATP binding. The record is from RefSeq and is a predicted model, not a curated record. Gene Ontology annotation, biological process: transmembrane transport.